Neurospora tetrasperma FGSC 2508 is the source of this 3175-nucleotide messenger RNA. RefSeq lists its product as uncharacterized. The coding region runs from base 1 to 2889 and encodes 962 amino acids. The transcript has 2 exons. NCBI's taxonomy places the organism in Eukaryota, Fungi, Ascomycota, Sordariomycetes, Sordariales, Sordariaceae. The record is from RefSeq and is a predicted model, not a curated record. Gene Ontology annotation, molecular function: hydrolase activity.
AUGCCUCCUCUCAACACGGCGACGAUUGGCAUGGCUGUUACGCCAACAGUCGUCUCCACCCUCUUCAGUCAUUACCUCGACCGUAAAAAAGUCCGCCAAAAACCCACCGAGCGACUCUCGUACGACGAAGGCCUCCACCUAAUCCGUUCCUUCCUCGCCUUUGCCUCCACCCGUCCUGUAGAAGAACUCCAGGCCUUCACCGGCCAAUGGGUCCCUCAUCCUACCUGGGUUCGCGUCGAUGAGGUCGAGAUCCCCGAAGAUAAACUCUCCUACGCCGCCAACCUUCUCCACGAACAGCUUGGCCCCGAGGGUAUUCGCCGCGUCGGCGGUCGCGAGUGGUGGCAAUGGCGCAGACCCAAGAGCCCGUUGAAGGCUGAAUGGAUCGAGAUGAAGGCCGACUACGAAGAGCGCAAGGAAAACGCAGACCCGGGCAAUCGCGUCAUGUUCUAUAUUCAUGGAGGCGCGUACUUCUUUGGUAGUGUCAAUGAGCACCGCUUCAUGAUACAGAGACAUGCGCGAAAGCUGAGGGCCCGAGCGUUUGCGCCCGAGUACAGGCUGGCGCCGCAGUUCCCUUUCCCGUGUGGACUGCAGGACUGCCUGGCUGCUUACCUGUACCUGCUGACGCAGCAGGAGCCCAAAACGAUUAUCUUGGCGGGUGAUUCGGCGGGUGGUGGCAUGGUCUUGUCGUUGUUGGUGAUUCUGAGAGACCAGGGCAUCCCAUUACCCGCUGGUGCAGUCUUGAUCAGUCCCUGGGUCGAUCUUACGCACUCGUUUCCCAGUGUGGCGGGAGAUUGUCCAUUGGACUACGUUCCGCCUUCUGGGUUCCAUCAUAGGCCGUCUAGAGCAUGGCCGCCACCGGAUGAGGAUGAGAUGGAGGAGCUCAAGAAGAUUGCCAUCGAGCAAAAGAAGGGCGACGGCGUGAAAGAGGGCAGUUCGGAUUCCAACAGCGGCAUUCCCACCAUUGGCGACGUUCUCGACAAACCCACUCGCUUGUCGCUCAUGAUCGACGGCCAACAGAUCGACAUCAAGGAGCAGAUCCAGAUGUACACCACCAAUGAGAUGCUCAACCACCCUCUUGUGAGCCCUGUUCUGCAACCUACCCUGGGUGGUCUCCCUCCUCUCCUUAUCAUGACCGGCGGCGCCGAGAUCUUGCGCGACGAGCAGAUUUACCUGGCCCACAAGUGCGCCAACCCCGAGCAAUACCUUCCACCCGAAGCCAUGAUGGACGAGCCCGCCUGGGCGCAAGUGAAGAAAUACCCACCAACCGACGUCCAGCUCCAAGUCUGGGAUGACCUGUGCCAUGUGGCUCCUACUUUGAGUUUCACACGGCCAGCCAAGUACCAGUUCCGAGCCAUCGCCCAAUUCGGCGCUUGGGCACUUGCUCGCGCUCAGCGGACCGAGAUUGACAUUCUCGAUGACGACGAUAUCUCUGUCAUUUCCGGCCACGAGGGCGAGGAUGAGUCUGAUGACGCUACCCACGAGCCUGCCGUUGACCCAACCCAACCUUACCUGGAUCCCAAGCCAAUGCCCAAGAAAAAGACUAAAAGGUCCAAAAACAAGAGAGCCAAGACAGUUGCCGAAAAGGAGAACGAGGCCAACGCCGUCGGCAAAGCAGGCGACCCUCUCCCGCCCUUCCACCAUCACAUGAUCCGCCAACGCGUGACCACCACCGGUCUGCUCCUCCCCCUUCCUGAGCAUUCUGACCUCCCAGCCUGCUGCGUUGACCGGAACGCCAUUGGCGUCAUCAAGCCCGGUCCAGUGCGCAAAUGGCUCGCCCACAAGAAGAAAUUCGAUUCCCGCUUCGCUUCAACCAAGUCCAAGGUUCACAAGCAGAGAAUCAAGGACAUGCGCGAAGGCGGCUACGAAGUCUUUCCUGGCGGUGACGUCCCUCCUCCCUCGGCACUCGCAGGCCGCAGAAAGAUUGGCCACCGCGAGGAGGACCUGAAGAAGGACAAGAAGAGCUGGGGUCUCAGUCUCUGGGGCGUAUGGGGCAGCAAGCACGACAAGAUGACUGUGGCGCGCGGGGAGAAGGCCGACCGCCGAGAAGUUUCCACCAAGACUGUCCAGGCGGCCGACGGCGGUGAGGGCGCUCGGAGCUACUCCGACAUCAAAAACCAGGAAGGUACCGGCGUCCAAGGCAAGACGGCCGCCGGCGUCGAGCGUCCCGGACUCGGAACCAGAGCGUCGGGCUCCAGAUAUAAGAGCGUUGCGGACCAGGGACAGACGGGGGAGCAUCAUCUGCAUGACGAUGACGAGCAUGAGCACGAGAGGCCGCAGAUCGAGGAUAUCCUGGCCUACAGGAAGGGAGAGCUGGAGGAGCAGCAUCAUCAGCCUCCGGAGGUCGGGGCGACGGGGAAGAGACCCAUUGUGGAUGGCUUGGCUACGCCGUUUAGUCUGGGAAAGAAGGCCGAGACGGCUAGCAUGAUUACGUUGCAGAGUGGCAAGAGCAGGAUGACGGCCGGCACCAGCAUUCUGCAGAGUCCGCCGGGUACCAGCGCUGGUGCGUCAAGGGACAACUUGUCGCUGAUGCCUAGUGGUGCUGAUGACGCCACUUCAGUAGCCGAAGGUGACGGUGACGCAGCAGCAGCUGGAACCCGCACUGGAAGUGCACUGAAGCACGAAGUGGAAGCCGACGGCGAGAAGCAGAAUGUGAUUCAGGCCGACGAGCACAUCGUUCCCCGCGAAGUCGAGGUCAGGAAUUAUACUACCCACCCACUGGAUGCCACGAGGGGAAUCGGCAUGUCGUUGCCUACGCCUCUUACGCCCGGAACCCCAGGGACGUUGGGGAGUAGGCCGGGAUUGGAUCGGUUCGUGACUGCUGAUGAGUUCUUCAGUACGGGGGGUACUCCUACUCCUACGGCUAGUGAGCCGAAGCUUAACGUUGCUUGAUUUCUGAGGAGAGGUUUUGUUGUUUCCCUACGGUUGAUAUCCCUCAGAUUUUAGUUUGGUUCUAGAUAGAUAUCCUUUUGCUCUUUUGUUGGUUGAGAGUUUGGAAGAGUUAGUCAGCCUGAUACCUAUCCAUGGAGCGAGAGAGCAAAGGGGGGAGUGAGUGGUUCUGGGUAAAAGUGGAGGGAAUAAUAUGUGCCAGGCACGGUGAUAAGUUUCCUAGUUGUUGUUCCGUUUCAGUUAGUUUUGAGUUUGAGUUUCCUUGAGUUAUGAUACCACUGUUUUACUA